Podospora anserina S mat+ is the source of this 987-nucleotide messenger RNA. RefSeq lists its product as uncharacterized. The transcript has 2 exons. Gene Ontology annotation, biological process: fungal-type cell wall polysaccharide metabolic process. The record is from RefSeq and is a predicted model, not a curated record. Gene Ontology annotation, cellular component: fungal-type cell wall. NCBI's taxonomy places the organism in Eukaryota, Fungi, Ascomycota, Sordariomycetes, Sordariales, Podosporaceae. The coding region runs from base 1 to 987 and encodes 328 amino acids.
AUGUUACACCAUGUAUCACCCGCCGCUGUUUUAACAGUGGCAGCCAUGAUCCUCCCGUCGAUCGUCUCCGCCGACGGCCCGCUAGCGUCUGACAAACGAGGUCUCUGCUUCACGCCCAACGACACGACCCGCGCCGACGACGCAGUCUGGCCCCCGGCUCUGUCGUGGUACUACAACUACAAACCUCUCCCCGAGCCCAAAUACAAGGACAUUCCCCAGUCCGAGUUCGAGUUUGUGCCCAUGCUAUGGGGUGCCCCGGAGACGAAGGGAGACACCUCGUUUGUCACGACCAUCCAAGACCUGAUCAAGAGCGGCGUCAACAUCACCAACGUCCUCGGCUUCAACGAACCGGAUGCCCCGUACUCGUGGGGAGGGAGUUAUUUGGAUCCUAUCACGGCGGCUCAGGUGUGGGUGGACAACAUCAAGCCCUUGAGUGAUGUGGGAAUCCGAGUGGGUUUGCCCGCCUGCACCGCCGGACAGGACGGCUUGCCCUGGCUCAGGACCUUUGUCCGCGAGUGCUCGAAGCUUGUCAGCACGGAAAACAAAAAGGAGAACUGCACGUUUGACUUUGUGACGAUUCAUUGGUAUGGGAGCUUUGAGGGGUUGGCCAGCCAUAUGGGCCAAUAUGCUGCUGAGUUCCCCAACAAGACCAUGUGGAUCACCGAGUACAAUUUCGCCCAUCAGAGUCUCGAGGAUACGCAGGCCUUCUACAAGAUUUCUGCCGAGUACUUUGAUCGUUUGGAUUUUGUUGAGCGGUAUUCCCUGUUCGGCGCCUUUAGGAGCGACGUCUCGAACGUGGGACCCAAUGCUGCCAUGUUGAGCAACGAUGGUAGACUGACGGAUAUUGGCGCUUGGUACCUGGGCAAGGAAUCCACCGGCGUCAAGCCUACUGAUGGUCAAUCUGUUAGUGCUGCUGUGCGUCAGACCGUGUCCAUAGUGAGUGCCUCGCUUAUUGGUGCUGCUGCUGGUGUGUGGGGGUUAUUUUGA